GAGUGCAAUAGAUUUUACCAAACUUAACUUACAAAUUUUCGAAGUUGGCGUGGAAGACAUUUCAUUUUUUCCCUCUAAUUAAAUAAAAUGGCUGCACCAGUACCCACGCUUUUACCUCUGGAGUUGGUUGAUAAAUGCAUUGGUUCAAGGAUCCACAUUAUCAUGAAGAAUGACAAGGAAAUAGUGGGAACUUUGCUAGGGUUCGACGAUUUUGUCAACAUGGUGCUGGAAGAUGUGUCAGAAUUUGAAUCUACUCCAGAAGGAAGACGUGUGACUAAGCUAGACCAGAUCCUGUUGAAUGGAAACAACAUAACUAUGUUAGUUCCUGGUGGAGAGGGACCAGAAGCUCAUUCAUGAAUUUUUCUUUAAUUUUCGAAAGACAAUACAUCAUUCACUCAAA
Daphnia pulex (common water flea) is the source of this 400-nucleotide messenger RNA. Its product is annotated as U6 snRNA-associated Sm-like protein LSm5. The transcript is spliced from 3 exons. Gene Ontology annotation, cellular component: Lsm1-7-Pat1 complex; U4/U6 x U5 tri-snRNP complex; U6 snRNP. Gene Ontology annotation, biological process: mRNA splicing, via spliceosome. The record is from RefSeq and is a predicted model, not a curated record. Lineage: Eukaryota; Metazoa; Arthropoda; Branchiopoda; Diplostraca; Daphniidae. Gene Ontology annotation, molecular function: RNA binding. Bases 88 to 357 code for a protein of 89 amino acids.